Molecule: messenger RNA, 2283 nt
Organism: Gadus chalcogrammus (walleye pollock)
Lineage: Eukaryota; Metazoa; Chordata; Actinopteri; Gadiformes; Gadidae
Product: mothers against decapentaplegic homolog 6-like
Exons: 4
Coding region: 708-2270 (520 amino acids)
Biological process (GO): anatomical structure morphogenesis; regulation of transcription by RNA polymerase II; SMAD protein signal transduction
Cellular component (GO): heteromeric SMAD protein complex
Molecular function (GO): transcription regulator inhibitor activity; I-SMAD binding
Source: RefSeq, a predicted model, not a curated record
AUGACAGGGGAGUGGAGAGUGGAGUCAUUCCAGCGCUCUCAACUUCUCAACACGAAAUACGUUCCUAGGCACUCCUGUAGGACCUAUCGCGAUUAACCGCCUUAAUCUGGGUUUUGUUUCGUUUCUUCGUUUUUUCACAGGAGUUGUUCUUUUUAACGCGGUGGAAGAAAACAUUGGAAUGUAAAUGUUAUCAGGAUGACUACAGUUUCAAAGGACUUUGCCGACGAGUCCUGAGCGGAUUUUAAGGAUCUUUGGUGCCCAAAGCCCAAGAAAAAACGCUUUUUGGAUAUUUUAGUCUGUCUUUAAAUUCCACCUUUUUUUAACGUGCUAAUGUACAAGUGACGCAUUACUAGCCAUGGUUUUUGACUCACAGGGGAAACUGUCGGAGUCUUUGCGGUUUCUCCGCUUUAGUGGAAAAGCUGAGAGAAGUGUGAACUUAAUUGGGUGGUCUUCAUCGAGUCACUGACGGGUGACUCCGCGCAGAGUUCACGGUGUGCUGUAGUGGCACUGUACUUUAAUGAAAAGUAUUAGUGAAUAUUUGUCUCUAAUGCUGCGGGUGGGUCAUGAAUCUAUGACCUCCGGCUGCGCAUGCUGUGCGCACCGCACACAGACUCCUGUUCUCGUGCGGCGAGUAUAAAUCCAUGAGGAAUCUCCCCCGGAUCCGAACUGGACCAAUACGACACAUUCAAAACUGACUAAGUUGUCGUAUGUUCAGGUCUAGACGCUCAACUCUUGUACGGCGACUCUGGAGAAGCCGUCUGGUCACCGAUAGCGAGGGACGAGAUGGAGGCAAACGAGCUGGGGGGGAUCAGGACGGGUCCUACGGCCGGGACGCAGAAGACAGUCACAGCGGAGCGGAGCGGCGGCCGGUGACCCGCGAAGUCCGGCCCCUGGGAACUGUUACCGGGGAAGCACACAGUGGACACCUCGGGGACGGCGUCGCGCAGGAGGGCUACCCCUCGGAGCAUGAGCGGGGGGGCAUGUGUGUCCCGGAGCAUCGCUGCUCGCGACGGGGACAGGACAGUGACGGCAGGACGGUGACGUGUUGUGUGUUUAGGGAAUGGAACCUCAGACCUCGGCGACCGUACUCGGCCUUAAGGAAAGACGGAGGGGGGUCUUCGUGUCGGUGUUGUCCGAGGCACAAACGCCUCGAGGGAAAUACUUUGGGCGAGCAGGAACUCAAGAACAUGGUGCACGCACUGUUAAAGAGGUUACGCGAGAAUCACCUCGAAGCCUUGCUGAAGGCCAUAGAGACCAAAGGGGGACACCCCGGUGAAUGUGUUAUGAUGCCGCAGUCGGACGCUGAUAUCCAGAGCGCCCCCCAAUUUCUACUUUGUAAGCUUUAUCGCUGGAACGACCUUCAACCAUCGGCCCAGCUGAAGGUGUUGUGCCACUGCAAGAGUUUCCAUGCAGUGGACAGCGCGCAGGUGUGCUGCAACCCCUACCACUACAGUCGUUUAUGUGGGCCAGAAUCACCUCCUCCCCCAUACUCUGUGUCCCAUUCAGAUGCACACAAGCCACUGGAAUCAACUCAGUCUUACACUGAAACUGUACCCCUACAUCACAACAACCACCCUCAAGUCCCCCCCAGAGACUACACUGACACUGGUACCUCCAUCGGCUCCACCACCUCCGGCGACCGCCGCUCCCAGUGGUGCAGCGUGGCCUACUGGGAGCAGCGGACCCGCGUGGGCCGCCUCUACGCGGCGCGCGAGCCCUCGCUCGGCAUCUUCUACGACCUACCUCAGGGCACGGGCCUCUGCCUGGGCCAGCUGCACGCCGACGCCUACCAGCGUCGGCGCCGCCGCCGCGGCGACGGCGACGGCGACGGUGAUUCGGACCCCGACGGCGAGCCGGCGCCGGCGGCGGACGCGCAGGGCGCUCGCCGCGGGGGCGUGGCCAGCGGCGUGCGACAGGUGCGCGACAAGAUCGGCCACGGCAUCGCCCUGAGCCAGGAGGCGGAUGGCGUGUGGGUGUACAACCGCAGCCAGCACCCGGUGUUUGUCCACUCCCCCACCCUGGACCUGCCCGGCGCCCGCGGGGGCCUGACGGUGCGCCGGGUGGUGCCGGGCUACUCCCUCAAGGUGUUUGACUACGAGCGCUCCGGGUGGAUGGAGGAGCACGGCGUGAAGCCCGAGGGCCAGGAGGGGCCCUGGGACCCGCGCAGCGUGCGCAUCAGCUUCGCCAAGGGCUGGGGCCCGUGCUACUCCAGACAGUUCAUCACCUCCUGCCCCUGCUGGCUGGAGGUGCUGCUGAGCAGCCACAGAUAGCACACACACACAC